UAGUCUGCGCUGGUUUGCUCACUUCUGAGGCUCAUUUUUGAGAUUUUUGAGCAACGAGCAACGAAAAUGCAGCGCGAAAGCACGGUGUGAAAAAGUAAAUAACAAGCGGUUGAGCGAGCUGCUGAAUCAAAUAAAUGUUAAAUAAAUACAUAAAUAGAGGUCCGGUGAAGCAAGCUGAAUAAUUCCGGCCGUGCGGAAAACGGGAAAGUCGAAAAUUCAACGCUUUCAGUUAGCAUCUCGUUUCCCCCGAUUCGCUCGUGUCUGUGUAUGCGUGUGGGUGCGUGAGUGUAAGUGUGUUUUUUUUUCCUCUUUUGGUGUGUGUGUGUGCCUUUUUUUUUGUACACUGCGCUCUUUUUGGCCAGACGGGCGGAAAAGGAGAAAAACCGAAGAGAGAGCUGCAGGAAAUGAAAAGAAAAUGUGAAAAGUUAAGCAGUUAAUUAAGCAGCACCCAGUACGAAGUGGAAACAUAGGAAAAGGAGCAGCAUCAUUAGCAACAACAACAACGGCGGCAGCUGCAGCCAUCAACAACUACAGUCAUGUGCGGGAUAACUGCAUCGCAGCGGGCCUAAAAAAGCUGCAGCCCUAAAUAAUAAUAAUCGACCAAAAAGAAAAACAACGGCGAACAUCAAAUAAAUCAAGAAUCCACAACAACAACAGCAGCCGCAGUACAGUUUUGUAAACAAAGCGUGGCGACGAUUAAUAUCAAAUCGCGCGCUUCCUCACAGUGAUGUAAAUUGUAAAUGUAAAACAAAACAAAAGGAAGAUAAAAAAAAAGUGCUGAAGAAAUGUUUAAGCAAAAUGUUGAUAAUAGCGGUGGCCAAAAAUUACCAUAAAACCAAAACUUCACUAACUUGAGAAAAUCGAUAAGGUAUAUAGAAAAGAAAUCGAUAAAAUACAACAUAAAAUUAUACCCUCUCUGCCAGGGUAUAUAAAUCAACCAAAAAAAAAACGCAGAGGAAAGCCAGAUCGCAAUAGCUUUUGCUUUCUUCUCAGAUUUCCCGCGUGCGUCUGUGUGUGUGUGUGUGUGUGUUUUGUUUUCAUUAGAGCACACACACACGCUCCCGUUGUGUGGGAGUGUGUGUAAUUGCAAUGCUAAACGGUAAAUAAACGGAAAGAGCAAUAACAACAAUAACAACAACAACAAAAAAGAGGAGGAGGAGAAACGUGUUUUUGUUUUGUUUGUUUCAUAAAUGUUUGACAUUUUACACUGCAACAAAUAAUGUAUCCAUAAUUCAUAAACGCAAAUAAACGGUAAAGCAAAUUCAACAAAAGACUUAAAACUUGUGUUCAUAAUCUUAAACAAAAACAACAAAAAGUAUUCGACCCCAUAAAAAUAUAUACGGCAAAAUAUAUAUUAUACAAAAUCACAUAAAUAUAAAUAUUAACUGGUACACACGAAAAAAUUUAAUAAAAUAAAAUGCAACAACAACGACACAAAGGAUAACGAAAAGAAUACAAAAUACACAAAAAAACUACUUAAUUUAUAGAAAACAAAAUCACAAGUUACCAAAAUCAGACGUAAAGAUACAUAAAAAAUACAAUUUCAACAAUCUAACCAAAUCGCAUGAACAAAUAACGCAAUAUAUAUAUACAUUUAUAUAUAUUUAUAUAAACACAAGUAUAUAUAUGUCAAGUACAUAUAGACUUAAAUAUAGGAGUAAACCAACCCAAGUAACGAUUCAUUAUUCAGCGCGAAACCAACAAACAUCAGCCCCAUGUAUAGAUUAGAGGAUACGAAUAGCGGCGGCGUUAUGGAUAAGAACAAACAGAAACUAUCCGCCUAUGGGUCCGGCGGGGGCAGCGUCGCCGUCGACGCAGCUCAAGGCAGCGGAAGCGGGGGCGGAAGACAGCGCCACGCCCCCCUCUAUGGACGCUUCGUCGUCGAAGAGGACCUGCCUGCCACACACCGGGAUGUUAUGCACCAUCACUCUAGUCCCUCGUCUUCGUCGGAGGUGCGCGCCAUGCAGGCCCGUAUUCCCACCCACUUUCGGGACCCAUCCUUGGGACCUUUGCGCAAGCUGAGUGUCGAACUGAUAAAAACCUACAAGCACAUCAACGAGGUUUACUAUGCGAAAAAGAAACGCCGUGCCCAGCAGACGCAAGGAGAAGACGACUCGUCCAACAAAAAGGAGCGAAAGCUGUAUAACGAUGGCUAUGACGACGAUAAUCACGACUAUAUAAUCAAGAAUGGCGAAAAGUUUUUGGAUCGCUACGAGAUAGACUCGCUGAUCGGCAAAGGCAGUUUUGGCCAGGUGGUGAAGGCUUACGACCACGAGGAGCAGUGCCACGUGGCGAUCAAGAUAAUUAAAAAUAAGAAACCGUUCCUAAACCAGGCACAGAUCGAGGUUAAGCUACUCGAGAUGAUGAACCGGGCGGAUGCCGAAAACAAAUACUACAUCGUUAAGCUCAAGCGGCACUUUAUGUGGCGCAAUCACCUGUGCCUGGUGUUCGAGCUGCUCUCAUACAACCUGUACGAUUUGCUGCGGAACACCAACUUCCGGGGCGUUUCGCUGAACCUCACGCGCAAGUUCGCCCAGCAGCUGUGCACCGCACUGCUCUUCCUCAGCACCCCCGAACUGAACAUUAUUCACUGUGAUUUGAAGCCUGAGAACAUCCUGCUGUGUAACCCGAAGCGUUCGGCGAUCAAGAUCGUUGACUUUGGCAGCUCCUGUCAGCUGGGACAGCGGAUCUACCACUACAUCCAGUCGCGCUUUUACCGCUCGCCGGAGGUGCUUCUGGGCAUCCAAUAUGACCUGGCCAUCGACAUGUGGUCCCUGGGCUGCAUCCUAGUCGAGAUGCACACCGGCGAGCCGCUCUUCUCCGGCUGCAACGAGGUUGAUCAGAUGAACAAGAUCGUCGAGGUGCUGGGCAUGCCGCCGAAAUAUCUACUCGACCAGGCGCACAAGACCCGCAAAUUCUUUGAUAAGAUCGUGGCCGAUGGCUCCUAUGUGCUUAAGAAGAAUCAGAACGGGAGGAAGUACAAGCCGCCGGGAUCCCGCAAGCUGCACGACAUCCUUGGCGUGGAAACAGGCGGUCCGGGGGGCAGGCGUCUCGAUGAGCCGGGUCACUCCGUCUCGGACUAUCUAAAGUUCAAGGAUCUGAUCCUGCGCAUGCUCGACUUUGACCCCAAGACACGGGUCACGCCCUAUUAUGCCCUGCAGCACAAUUUCUUUAAGCGCACGGCCGAUGAGGCGACCAACACGAGCGGCGCGGGCGCCACAGCGAACGCAGGAGCCGGUGGCUCCGGAUCCAGCGGAGCAGGAGGAUCCAGUGGCGGAGGCGGUGGUGGCCUGGGAACGAGCAGCAGCAGUAGCGGUGCGGUCUCCUCAUCCAGUGCAGCGGCACCGACGGCGGCGACAGCAGCGGCCACGGCCGCCGGAUCAUCCGGCUCGGGGUCGGGUGUCGGCGGCGGAUCCUCCGCAGCGCAGCAACAGCAGGCGAUGCCACUGCCCUUGCCCCUGCCGCUGCCACUGCCGUUGCCACCACUCGCGGGUCCUGGCGGUGCUUCAGAUGCCCAGUGUCACGCAGAUGAUCGCCGAUGACCGGCAACAGCAGCAGCAGCAGCAGCCACAUCUGCGGCAGCAACAGCAGCAGCAGCAACAUCAUCAACUGCAGCGGCAACUUCAAGGAUGCCACAACAGUAACCAGUAACCAGCAACCAGCAACACGCAAUAUGCAACGUGCAACGAGCAACAUUAGAAGCGGCUGCAUCACUUGCAGUCCGGUGAUCCGCUGGUCAUGUUAUCUAUCUAAAUAUCCAUUAUCUAACAGAUCCGGCGUUUUGUAAAUAAACAUUUCACCGUUCAUUCACUGUCUAUCUCUUUCCCGUCUCUCUCCGUCUCUGUCUAUCUCUGUCUCAAACGCCACUAGAAAACACUACAGAUAUUUGUUUUUCCUAUAAGAAAUGAAUGUGGCGCCUUCACUGAUUUCCAUAAAUCAUAAUUUUUUUUUUAGAAUUUAAUAUGUAAUUUGUAUUAUGCUCACGCAUUUUAAGCGCUCGGAUGAAGAUACAAUCGUGUGUUAAGUGUUUGAUGUUUUUUUGUCAACUUAAAUUACGCAGAAAAUGUCUAAGAAUUAAUAACUUAAGUUUAGGCAUUUAGUGUCAUAGAAUUGAACGAAGAGUUUGCGAAUUCAUAAGAGUAAUAAUAAGAGGAAUCCUUAACGACUUUCUUAAUGACUGCCAUACAUAUAUACAUACAUCUUAAUAAACAUACAUAUAUGCAUAAGUAAGUACAGGUACAUUCGAGUAAAACGACACUGAGAGAAAUCAGCGAACAGCAGCAGGGGAUCUUGUAGGAAUACGAAUGUAUAAAUUGUUCCGUGACUGGAAAGAAUUGUUCUCUUUUCCUUAAAUAUUAGAAUGCACUGAUUCUUGUUCAAGUAAUUUGAAUAGAUUUUUAAUUUUUGAUUUUGUAAGUAUUCUACAAAUAUUUUAAACUGAACUAUAGAUUUUUGUGCACCUAAAAUGGUUAAGGGUUUCAUGGAAAUUUGUUACUGAUAUGAGCUCGCCACUUAAGGUGUCAAAAAGUAGGCAAUGAUAUAAGUAUGUUAAUUUCAAUGAUUACAUUUCACAGAACAUAUUUUUAAUUGGGUAAUUACAGUCAUUAUUAUAAGGAACAGAAAGUGAUCUUUCUUAAAACCAUAUUUGUACACAUUCCUCACAGUUUCCGUAAUCGAAAUACACGACCCUGCUGUUUGCAAUUGAAAAACCAGAUUAAGUGCUAAAGACGAAAAUUAAACAUUUGAAAAAGCGAUAAUGGAUCUCAGUGAAAUAUGCGAAAUACGAAACACAAAUCAUAGUUUGUAAAAAGUAUAAAUCCAAAAUGAAAAUCGUAGACAUGUAAAAACGAAACAAAAUUCACUCGAAGAAAAUAAGACGUUUAGUAAACCAAAGUACAUAAACAAGAGUCAAGUAAUUAAAAGUGAACUUAAUGGAAAACCCCCAGUUUGUAACAUAGACAUAAAUACAUCUUUUUUUGUCCCUUAAUUUGGAUCCUUUGCCUUUGCUUAAAGUGGGGUAAAAGCAAAUAAUAAUGGUUAUUUUCAAAUUUUUUUUUUUAAAGAACAUGUGUUUCUAUCAUUUUAUGCAUUAAAAGAGUUUUGGAAACGAAUAGUCAUUAAGGGAUCUGGUUGCAAAACCUUUUCUUAAAACUUAAAAUUAAUGCCGAAUUGUUCACUGUCAAAAAUUCAUUUUUAAUGACUAUAUAAAUAGUAUUUAGCCCCCAUUAAUAAUGCAUUAUGUUUGCUUUUACGAUCACUUCUAUGGUAGUGGUAAAACACUUUAUUGGCAUUAAGGGUUAACUGAACCGAGCUUUCCCGCUCUCUUUCUCAAUCUUUUGGGAAUUUACAGGGAUUUCGUGUAACGAAACCUCGGAGAAGAAGGAGAGCGAGGAAGCAAGCGAUAGCCGCUUUCUUUUGUGAUACAAAACCGCUAAGAAUAUUUAACUUUCUAAAAUCUUAGCCAUGCCUAUAUCUUCAAAAAGUUCGGGCCUUGUUAAAAAUAAAAAAGAAAACAGGUAGAAAUGUUAAAUAACAAAGGUAAUACAAACACACUCUCAGAAAUAAAGCAGCGGUAAAUAUAUAAAUAUAUACAUAACAGUUUUAAUUGGAAUGAUUGAUAAGCGAUAACCGAUAAACAAAAUGCGAUAAGUAUCGAUAGUGCGACAAAUAUGCGAAAUACGAGUAAAAACCAAACACAAAUCAUAGUUUGUAAAAAGUAUAAAGUCGUAGGCAUGUAAAAAUAGCAGAAAAAACAAAGAAUUGGUAAAGAAAUGAAUGCGUUUAGUAAACCACAAAAAGUAAAUAAGAAAACUAAUGAAAUCGUAUAGCAAGCAUAACAAAUUAAAUCAGUACGUACUAAAGAGAAGAACUUUAGCAUUUAAUAAAUUAACAUACAUCUAUAUAUAAACACUUACAAGUAAUUAUGCGGAAAACUCAAUUAAUUUUAUUAGACACAAACCAAAACGCAGACAGACAAACGGAUACGAAAUACAUAUAAAGUAAAUAUUUAUUAAAAUUAGAGGUUAGCCCCAAAAGAAAAUGAUCCUUGAUCCAUGAAUUUAACAGCAACCGGAGAGACACUUAACGAAACUUGUGUAAAAUACUAAAGCCCGAAAAGCGAGUGUUAUAGGUCGAAUAAGAUUAAAAGUCACCAAACCAUACAUGCACACUCGUACACCACAAACACAUAGGAUGGCGAAAAUAUGCAAUAAUGACGAUAACUGCAAUGAUAACGAUAACCAAUUGUUAUUUAAGCAGAGUUGCAUUUUGGAAUGAAAGCGGUAAAGAAAGCAAAAACGAAGUGGGAAAAGUCGGGGAACCAUAAUGCAUUUUUUUUUACAAAACAGUAUUGCAAAAAUAUGAAAAUUCAAAUUUAAACCAAAUUAAAAAAAAAAA
Messenger RNA from Drosophila suzukii, 6396 nucleotides. The record is from RefSeq and is a predicted model, not a curated record. NCBI's taxonomy places the organism in Eukaryota, Metazoa, Arthropoda, Insecta, Diptera, Drosophilidae.